GAUGUGUGACCGCAGCGGGGGCCGGCGGCUGCGGCAGUGGCUCAUCGAGCAGAUCGACAGCGGCGCCUACCCUGGGCUGGUGUGGGAGAGCGACGAGAAGCGCGUGUUCCGCAUCCCCUGGAAGCACGCGGGCAAGCAGGACUACAACCAGGAGGUGGACGCGUCCAUCUUCAAGGCCUGGGCAGUCUUCAAAGGGAAGUUCAAGGAGGGGGACAAGGCCGAGCCGGCCACUUGGAAGACGCGACUGCGCUGUGCCCUCAACAAGAGUCCGGACUUCGAGGAAGUGACCGACCGCUCGCAGCUGGACAUCUCGGAGCCGUACAAGGUGUACCGCAUCGUGCCUGAGGAUGAGCAGAAAUGCAAAGCAGGCGUGGGAGCCCCUGGCAGUGCGGGCGAGGCCCUGGAGAGGGGCUGCGAGGAGCUGGCCAAAGAGCCUUGUGUGGAUGAUUACAUGGGGGUCCUCAAGCGGAGCCCCUCCCCGCCGGUGGCGUGCCGGGGUCAGCCACUCCCGGACUGGUGGUCACAGCAGCCGGCCGCAGGCUUACCGCUGAUGCCUGGGUACGCGGCCUAUGAAGGGCACCACACAGUCUUCUCGCAGAUGGUCAUCAAGUUUUUCUACGGGGGCAAGUUGGUGGGCCAGACCACCACCACCUGCCCCGAGGGGUGCCGCCUCUCGCUGGGCCAGCCGGGCCUGCUGGGCACCAGGCUGUACGGGCCGGAGGGCCUGGAGCUGGUGCGCUUCCCGCCGGCCGACAGCAUCGCCAGCGAGCGGCAGCGGCAGGUGACCCGGAAGCUGUUCGGGCACCUGGAGCGGGGCGUGCUGCUGCAUAGCGGGCGGCAGGGCGUGCUGGUCAGGCGGCAGUGCCAGGGCCGCGUCUUCUGCAGUGGCAACGCCGUGCCCUGGACGGACCGUCCCAACAAGCUGGAGCGCGAGGAGGUGGUCAAGGUCUUCGACACCAGCCAGUUCUUCCGAGACCUGCAGCUGUUCUACAGCGGCCAGAGCCGCCUGCCCGACAGCCGCGUGGUGCUGUGCUUCGGGGAGGAGUUCCCGGACGCCGCCCCGCUGCGCUCCAAGCUCAUCCUCGUGCAGGUCGAGCAGCUGUACGCACAGCAGCUGCUGGAGGAGGCCCGGAAGAGCUGCGGGGCCGGGAGCCUGGCGCCGCCCGAGGAGUCCCCGGCCGACCCGGUCCUCCGGCUCUUCCCCGACCCGUGCACGGCCCACCAGCGGCCCUUCUUCAGGGAGAACCAGCAGAUCACCGUCUGAU
Molecule: messenger RNA, 1265 nt
Organism: Sorex fumeus (smoky shrew)
Lineage: Eukaryota; Metazoa; Chordata; Mammalia; Eulipotyphla; Soricidae
Gene: IRF8
Product: interferon regulatory factor 8
Exons: 8
Coding region: 2-1264 (420 amino acids)
Biological process (GO): immune system process; regulation of transcription by RNA polymerase II
Cellular component (GO): nucleus
Molecular function (GO): DNA-binding transcription factor activity, RNA polymerase II-specific; RNA polymerase II cis-regulatory region sequence-specific DNA binding; protein binding
Source: RefSeq, a predicted model, not a curated record